AUUAAUUUUUAAAUAGUAAAAACAUGAUGAGUUGGAAGCUCAGAAAGGAUCUGACGUGGUGCGCUUUGAGUGGAGAGUGAAGACUAGAAGAAAUUCAUGUGGGGAUUGUAUGGCUGGCAACUCGGUCGGUUGGUUUUCUGACACCUUAAACGUCCUCGCAAAUGUGAAUUAGAAAAUUGGAGUGAUUUUUGAGAGAAUUAAGCAUUGUUUAAGUGAAAAAUUGAACCGAAAGUGUAAAACUUGAAAAUGAUUUUGAUGACGAUGAUAGCAAGAAUAGGAGAUGGCUUGCCUCUCGCAGCCGCUAUGCAGGAUGAUGAACAGAGUGGAAGAAGUAUUUUGGAGUAUCAAAACCAAGCUAAAAUGUUGUUUAGAAAGCUUGGGCCACAGUCCCCUACUCGAUGUUCCAUAGAAACUGGACAGUACCUUUUCCAUUACCUAAUAGAAAACGAAGUUUGUUAUUUGGUACUCUGUGAACAAAACUACAGCAAACGUGUAGCCUACAGUUAUCUCGAAGAUAUAGCGCAAGAAUUCCAUGCUCAGUAUGGUAGACGAGUAAAUACUGUCACGAGACCAUACACAUUCAUUGAAUUUGACACUUACAUCCAAAAAGCAAAGAAAACCUUCUCAGACACUAGAUCGAGGAGGAAUAUGAACGCAUUGAAUAAUCAACUUCAAGAUGUACAAAGAAUAAUGGUUCAAAAUAUAGACGAUGUUUUACAAAGAGGAACUGUUCUCUCAGAAUUGGACACAAAAACGCAGAAUCUUUCGAUGCUUUCACAAAAAUACAGAAAGGAUGCAGCACAUUUAAACAGCAAGUCAAUGUACAUAAAAGCCGUCGCUGGAAUCGUGGCACUUCUCGUCUUCCUUUUAUACUUCUUCAUUCUUUAGUCAGUGACACGAACAGGCCAACUAUAUUAUAAAUGGAUAGCUAAUCGUUCAAAAGGGCAUAUUCUACACCGAAUUUCAAAAACCGCAGAAAUUUGAUUGAAAAAUGUUUAUUGGUAGCCUAUCAAGUCUUUAAUCCGCGGAGAUAUUUAAUAAUAGUGCAAAAAACAACAAACAAACACAAGAGGGCAUGAUUGUAUCUCAACUCGAGAAAAUUAUCUAUUUUUCAAAGUUAGCUCCGUUUUCAAUGUUUAUUAAUUAUUGUUUUUAAUUUAUAUAUGAGAAUCGACGCCUAAGAUUCGAACUUAUAAUUAGAUGAUUAUUAUUACUUCUAGAUAUCGAGUUUCUACAAAUAAAUAUAUCAAGGACGUGAAACACCGGAUGAUUAGAUAGAAUUUUAUCAGAAUUUGUCAAUGAAAGUCGCAAUCGUGCACUUUGUCAGCGCGAUUUCAAUUACAAGUUGAAUUUUUAAAGAUGCUUUUUACCCCAAUUUGUAAUUUAUGUAAAAGCAUCACCUAAAUGUUCAAAGAAAACUGAAAGUUUUUAUACCCUGGAAUGAAUGAUUCUUCUGUUUUUAAAAUUGUUUUUCAAUCAAGCCCAAGAUAAACUCUCAACUUAAAAAGUUCUUCUACUUGACCAACUUCAGUCUUCAGCGAUAAAUUAGUUACUUCGAAUUAAGCCAACAUUUACUGAUUACUAUGCGAUCAUGUGGGGAAAAAAAUUGUUAUUUAUUAUCAAGGUUUUAGGGGUUUUUCGUAAGAAUCACCUACGGGGGAAGGAACCAAUGAAAGACAUGUAUUAUAGCAAACUAUAUAUUAUGUAAUUAUUCAGUUUGUAUGAAAUUCGUAUUUGCAGUUUAUCCAACGAAGUAUUUAC
Molecule: messenger RNA, 1761 nt
Organism: Belonocnema kinseyi
Lineage: Eukaryota; Metazoa; Arthropoda; Insecta; Hymenoptera; Cynipidae
Gene: Sec22
Product: vesicle-trafficking protein SEC22b-B
Exons: 5
Coding region: 247-888 (213 amino acids)
Biological process (GO): vesicle fusion with Golgi apparatus; endoplasmic reticulum to Golgi vesicle-mediated transport; retrograde vesicle-mediated transport, Golgi to endoplasmic reticulum
Cellular component (GO): endoplasmic reticulum-Golgi intermediate compartment; SNARE complex; endoplasmic reticulum membrane
Molecular function (GO): SNAP receptor activity
Source: RefSeq, a predicted model, not a curated record